Messenger RNA from Sphaeroforma arctica JP610, 1807 nucleotides. RefSeq lists its product as hypothetical. Bases 1 to 1662 code for a protein of 553 amino acids. The transcript has 7 exons. Gene Ontology annotation, molecular function: phosphatidylinositol binding. Gene Ontology annotation, cellular component: endosome. Lineage: Eukaryota; Ichthyosporea; Ichthyophonida. The record is from RefSeq and is a predicted model, not a curated record.
AUGGAAUUGGUUGUUCCCCCUGACUCGUUCAAUAACGGACAGCAACUCCGAGGUGCCUGUGAGCCGACCAUCUCAUCGAACCUCGCGGGAAACACUCGACGCACUUCCCAGUCAAGCCGAGGGUCUGAAAGCUGUAUAGAUGCGUGCCAGGUUUCUGUGACCGAAUAUACGAUACACAAGGCCACCUUCCCGUACGCGGUCUUCACGGUCUUAGUGAAAUGGGGCCCAACCGAGCAGAUACAAGUGCUGAGACGGUAUAAUGACUUUGUGGAGCUGCGAUCUCUACUGGCGAUAUCCUUCCCCCCGCCCAUCAUUGCGGGGUUGGUGUUACCACGGAAACGAUGGUUUAAGCGCAACAAAUUCGAACCCGAGUUUAUGGAAGACCGGCAGAGAGGCCUGGAGACGUUCCUGAGACAGAUUGUGACCUCACCGGUCCUUUUUGGAGUUAAAGUGGUGCAGGACUUUUUAGGACCGGGCUGGAAGAAAGCCCCGCCUUUGCGAAAGCUGCAAUCUAGAAACAAUUCGCCCAAUAUGAGCCCUGCGAGCCUGAAAAACGGGCGUCAUGUGAACCACACAGUCAGUAACUUAGGCCAAGGCAAACGCGCGCAAUACGCACCAGCACCAGAGAAGAAACUUAGUAGCAGCGACACGGCUCAGCGCGACGGAGCCAGCCCACACACCCCACCGGCCAAGCCCCCGCACUCGACCGUGGACGUGGUCGCGCAUAGUAAGAAUAACGGGUGCGCGUACACGCAGAGAAGCUCGAGAAAUAGCACAGACAAGGCCGUGGAGAGUGUGCCUGUGGACACGAACACAGCCGAGAGUAGCGGCAAGGAGGAGUCGACGUCACCCACCCGGUCGUGGGGCGAGGGGCUGACGUCACUGUUCAGCCGAGAUCGCGAGAAAGACAAGGCCAGUGACCAAGACACAGAUAUGAAUAAUAACAGCGGUAACCAUAGCAACAGCAGCAGUAAUAAUAUGAGUAUAAACACUAAUCACACGGACGAGUAUAGUAAGGGUGCACCCGUCACGGGAUCGGCAGACCACAUAGACGUGUCAAAGCCGCCAACCCCGCCAAAGCGCACGAUGCUGCUGUCUGGGUUUCUACAACCAGCAAACAAGUACAGGACCAACUCGCCAACAUCGCCGAGGCUCGGCGCCCCAAAUAACAACCGGAAAACAAGUGAAAGUGGAUACAACCAAGCCUCCCCCCGAAGUUCGCCUCUGGGAGCUAGGCGUAACUCCACAGACAACCAGAACACAGUACGCAGACAACACCACCACCACCACUCACGCAUACGCAAACUCCCCAUACCCCCUACACUGACGUCGGGUUUGGCCCAUCCCAUAUACGUGGCCAUUAAUCCGAAGGUGUUGAGCUUACGGAGAAUGUUCGAUACCGAGAAGGGCAGUGUGAAGCACGGGACCCCGCCGACCGGGGCUACGGCGUUACAGGGAGACGGUGAAAACCGAAGUUCGGUACCGAUUGCGCUGCCGCCGGAUGGUUUUUUCGACGAUGUGUUCCCUACUGGAGAUGUGAUCAUGAAACAGCAGAACUUUCAGAAAGAAUACUACUCGCGGCGCUUCAAGAAAAUGAAGGACCCGGCCAAGUUAUACCGUCCAAAUGUACUCUCGGUGCGGAAUGAGAGGGGGUUCCGAUGAAAUACUUGAAAAUGCCAAUUUAUUUAGCUUAAAACGUGCAGCCUUAUGGAUCGGCUCCGACCCGAUUGUCCAAAAAAAAAAACACACACACACAGAAAAAUUAGUUUAAAAGUAAAAAAUAAAAUAAAAUAGAUGAGGUAAGAGA